AUGACAGGAAAUAAGCAAUGCUUUGUCAAGUUAGAAGAAAAAGUGAACUCACAAGUCAAGCUUGGUGAUGGAAAACUACACAACGUGGAAGGCAAGGGUAUCAUUUCUGUGCAAACAAAAGGAGGUACUCCAAAACUUGUCUAUGAUGUGUUGUAUGUUCCUUAUUUGGCUCAAAAUUUACUAAGUAUGGGGCAACUUUUGCAAAGAGAAUUCUUGGUGAAAUUUGAAGAUGAUUAUUGUGUUAUUUGUGAUAAAAAGAAUAACACUAUGGUGGCAAAGAUAAAAAUGACAGCAAACAAAGUUUUUCCGCUGUUGAUGACAUCAAAGGAAAAGUUUGCUUUAGAAGCAGAAAAAGUUGAUGGAUCGUUGUUAUGGCAUUUAAGAUAUGGGCAUUUGAAUCAAAGAAGCCUGCAGCUGUUACACCAGAAAAAUAUGGUGGUUGGACUUCCCUCUAUUCACUCUGAAAAGGAAAUAUGUGAAGGCUGUAUCUUUGGAAAAUUCCAUCGGUUACCAUUCUCACAAUCAUCUUGGAGAGCAAAAGCCCCUCUUGAAUUGGUACAUGUAGAUAUUUGUGGACCAACUCGUACACCAUCCUUCAAUAACAAAAGAACAAAAGUCAGAAGCAUUUUCUGUUUUCAAGCAAUUCAAAGCUUUUGGAGAAAAUCAAAGUGGUCACAAUUUGAAGGUGUAAGAACAGAUCGUGGUGGAGAGUUUACAUCAAAUGAAUUUUCUGAAUAUUGCAAAAGCAAUGGUAUUAAAAGAGAGUUGACAGCAAGGUACACCCCACAGCAAAACGGAGUUGCCGAACGAAGAAAUCGUACCAUUGUCGAGAUGGCAAGAAGCAUGUUGAAGGCAAAGAGUCUGCCAAAUACAUUUUGGGCUGAAGCAAUUCAUACAGCAGUAUUUAUUCUUAAUCGGUCUCCAACCAAGGCAGUCAAAGAUAAGACUCCUUUUGAAGCAUGGCAUCAUUUUAAACCAAAGGUGGAUUUCUUCAAGAUUUUUGGGUGCACUUAUGCACAUAUUCCUUCUCAAAGAGAGAAAAAUUUGAUGAGAAAGCUGCUAGACCCAGAACAUGAAAGUUAA
Prunus armeniaca (apricot) is the source of this 1083-nucleotide messenger RNA. The record is from the annotation of a GenBank genome assembly. Lineage: Eukaryota; Viridiplantae; Streptophyta; Magnoliopsida; Rosales; Rosaceae.